UAAACAAUAUUUAUUCAUGUUAAACCUAAAACAGGUUUCCAUACGCUACGCUACGAGUAAUACUUCGUUACUUUGCUCUUAAAGUUCAUAAUCGCUACAUCUGCAUGUGCAGAGUAAAAACUCCUUAGGCACUUAGUCAUACAAAUUGUCAUUAAAAUGCAAUAUUGAACAGGGAUAUAAAUAGGUCAUAAUUGCAUUAACAGUUAUGUUAGUAAUUGGGCAAGUCACAAGCUCUUUCCGUAGUUAAUUAAGACAGUCGGUCAUAGAGGCUCUACAGCGCUACACGUUCGUCAAACAUUUUUUUUUAAACUCGUCCAAAGUGCAUCUUUUUUUUUAUUUGUAGGAAGUGGUUUAUCCGUCUAUGUGUAGUUUGAAUUUGAAUAAGGAAUCAGUGAAUAUAAUGCCAUUUGUUUGAUAUAGUUUCGCAAGAAAAUAUUGUGAAACAAUCCGAUUUCUUUGGUUUUGUUACCGUGCCAAUGACGUAAUUUCAAAAUGAAGGAUAUAGAUCUGAAGUUGCCCACGCGCAAUGUGCUAACCGGCGCUGUAGUGAACUGGGAGGACGACGAGAUGGGUUUUGGUGAUAGUCCAAGUAACCUGACCUUGGCGUGGAAAGAUCUUUCGGUUUAUAGGAAGAAGAAGACACAGACCAGUAUAUGGAGAUCACCGGUUUAUGAGGAGAUCAGAGUUUUACAUGGAGUCAAUGGAAUCGUGUCUUCAGGGAACUUGGUUGCCUUAAUGGGUUCUAGUGGUGCUGGUAAAACGACAUUGUUAGCAGCCAUAAGCAGAAGAGACAAGAGCGCUAUGACCGGCUACCUAAUGCUAAACGGCAGAUUGGCUGGAGCCGACCUGAUAUCCAGGAUCUCUGGCUUUGUACCACAGGAGGACUUGGCUAUCGAAGACCUGACUGUAGAUGAACAUAUGACAUUUAUGGCUCGUAUGAUGAUGGACAAGAGGUCAACCAAGAUAGUUCGAGCGAGGCGCGUGCAGCAACUGCUCAGCGAGCUUGGAGUGAACAAUUGCACCAAAACUAAGCUGAAGGCUCUGUCAGGAGGAGAGAGGAAGAGAGUGUCUUUGGCUGUUCAGCUUCUAAAUGACCCUCCAAUCCUCUUCUGCGAUGAACCAACAACAGGGUUAGAUAGUUGGGGAGCCGCUGCCGUAGUCUCUCGCCUUAGGAAGCUGGCCAUUGGAGGCAAACUGGUCGUAUGUUCCGUGCACCAGCCAGCUUCUGGAGUAUUCGAACUGUUCCACCAAGUCGUACUCUUGGCUAAUGGAAGAAUAGCUUUCCACGGCACCAUUGAACAAGCUGAUCAGUUCUUCGCAUCGCUAAACUUCAAAUGCCCUCUCGGUUUCAACGCAGCAGAGUACUACAUUUCUCUGCUGGGCAUUCAAGCAGACAAGGAGAUGGAGAGCCGGGAUAGAAUCCGACGCAUCUGUGAUGAAUACUCCAGAUCUGAUAUAGCUGCUGAGAUCGAUAACAAAGUCGGACACGUUAAAGAUGAAACUGAAUACUUUAAUGGCGAAACUGAUGAGAAGGACCAAUAUUAUGAGCGAUAUGUAACUCUAGUCAAAGUGAAUUACUUCGUACAAUUCUACUGGUUGAUGUGGAGGAACAUACAGGCGUUAAAGCGUAACUACACUAUUUGGAUAGCUGAGUUCUUGUUGCUUAUGUUCGUAGGUCUGAUAAUAUCAGUUCCCUACAAUGGCCACUUCGAUGAGUUGGACCAGCGUGACAUACAGAACGUGGAAGGUCUCCUCUACCUGACAAUCACAGAAACAAUAUUCCUCUUCAUAUACGCCGUGUUCAUUACAUUCCCGAGCGAGGUUCCUAUACUGUUGAGAGAGACAGCUAGUGGAUUGUAUGCACCGUUACCUUAUUAUUUAUCGAAGAUGAUAUUCUGGAUACCGCGGGCAGUAAUAGAACCGACUUUAUUCACGACGCUAAUAUUCUUGGUUGCUGGACUUCAUGGUGGGUUCAUGGGAUGGCUCGGUUUCAACUUCGUCUGUAUCCUGUGUGCCAACUACGCGAACGCUUAUGGCUCAUUCCUAUCGGCGACGUUCAACUCUAUGGAAACUGCUGCAUUGGUAUCUGUACCUUUCGACCUGAUUGGCACAAUGUUUUCUGGUCUAUACUUAAACUUAGCUAGCGUCACACCUUAUUUGUCAUGGCUUAGAUUCGUAUCAGGGUUCUACUAUGGCGUUGAAAGCAUUUCGAUCCUCCAAUGGGAUUCUAUCGAGACCAUUGAGUGUGUAAAAAUAGAUGGUAUGCCUUGUAUAAAGACAGGACCAGAGGUUUUGAGAAGGUUCGGUUUUGCUGAGGAACAUUUUUGGCGUAACUGUAUCUGUUUGUUCAGUAUGUACUGCAUAGCUCAUUUCAUUGCCUUCCUUAUGGUCAUGAAGAGGAGUAGAGGCACUCCUGUUUAUUAGAAAAUAGUUAAAUUGUACAUAGCUUUUAACUUUAGCAUCACUUCGGGCUGCUUCGAUUUAAACCCGUGCCAUAAAGGUAAACAGGGUCUAGGUCAGUUAAGUUUCAGUUAUAAUUUACUCAUUUAUAAGUGUUUUCUAAGCCCUAUUGAUAAACUCAAUGUCUUGAUUGGCAGUAAUUUGAUAGAUCUGAUGAAUUGGCUCAAUAAAUGUUAUGAAGUUUUUAAAAUUG
This is a messenger RNA of Spodoptera litura, 2653 nucleotides long. RefSeq names its product protein scarlet. The record is from RefSeq and is a predicted model, not a curated record. Gene Ontology annotation, molecular function: ATP hydrolysis activity; ATP binding; ABC-type transporter activity. Gene Ontology annotation, biological process: transmembrane transport. Gene Ontology annotation, cellular component: plasma membrane; cytoplasmic vesicle membrane. NCBI's taxonomy places the organism in Eukaryota, Metazoa, Arthropoda, Insecta, Lepidoptera, Noctuidae.